GCUUUAGGAAAGUGACCAAGCGCUGAUGUAGGGUUCUUAGAGAGGAGAACAGUGAGAGCUGUUUUUAGUGUUUUUCACAAAGGACGAGUAGACCAAAGACAAAACACCUCUCCAAGAUGCUUUGCCAUGUAACUCGACCGGAUUCGGUGGUAAUGGAGAUUGAAGUGGAUGCAAAGGCGAACGGAGAAGACUGUCUGAAUAAGGUAUGUCGGAAGCUAGGAAUCAUAGAAGUUGAUUACUUCGGGCUGCAGUUUUCUGGCAGCAAGGGAGAAAACCUGUGGCUGAACCUGAGGAACAGAAUCUCCCAGCAGAUGGACAAUCUCACACCCUGCAGACUACGACUCAGAGUGAAGUUCUUUGUGGAGCCUCAUCUUAUUCUGCAGGAACAGACGAGACACCUGUUUUUUAUGCACGUGAAAGAGGAUCUUCAUCGUGGACAUCUGCGAAUGUGCUCCGAACAAGCCGAAGUGCUCAGCGCCCUUCUCGCCCAAGCCGAGUUUGGUGACUACAACCAGAACACAGCCAAGUACUGGUACACAGAACUCUGUGGCCAAGAGCCCAACCAGGCAACCAUCAACAGUAUCAUAGCCAAGCACAAGGCUCUGGAGGGAUUUAGUCAGGGCUCAGUAGAGUACCAGGCCCUGCAGCUGGUCUCAUCACUGGAUCAUUAUGGAGUGGAGUGGCACUGGGUGCGGGACGCAGAGGGACACAAGUUGGCGAUCGGAGUGGGGCCAGAGGGCAUCGCUAUCUGCCGAGAAGACUUCACCCUGGUUAACAGGAUAUCCUAUCCCAUAAUACAAAUUGCCACGCAAUCAGGGAAGAGUGUGUACUUAACAGUCACCAAGGAAACCAGUGACAGUGUGGUUCUGCUGUUCAAGUUGAUCAGUAAUCGAGCAGCCAGUGGACUGUACCGGGCGAUCACCGAGACACAUGCCUUUUACAGAUGUGACACGGUGACAAACGCGGUCAUGAUGCAAUAUAGCCGGGAUUUCAAGGGUCACCUGGCUUCACUUUUCCUUAAUGAGAAUAUCAACCUGGGCAAGAAGUAUGUUUUCGACAUCCGCCGCACCUCUAAGGAAGUGUACGACUAUGCCAGGCGCGCGCUCUACAAUGCUGGUAUCGUGGAAAUGAUGUCGAGGCCAGGCGAGCGCACCCCUUUAUCGCGCUCGCCCUCACAUGACCAGGAGGGGCUGCUUGACUGCGGAGGCUGCCAGCAGAGUCGCCUGCUGCAGGAGAAGCUGCAGAAACUGCGGGAGGCACUGCUGUGCAUGCUGUGCUGCGAGGAGGAGAUCGACGCCGCAUUUUGCCCCUGCGGUCACAUGGUCUGCUGCCAGAACUGUACUGCACAGCUGCAGUCGUGUCCAGUGUGUCGGUCAGAGGUGGAACACGUCCAGCACGUCUACUUGCCCACUUGCACGAGUCUGCUCAGUCUGACCAUCGCUGGUGACAACAGCCCCGAACCUAUCCACCGAGUAAUGGCCACCCACACCUGCACUACCAAUGACUACUCCACCAGUGAGAAGAUGUACCAAAACUAAGCUUGCCUACCGGUCUUCCCUGAGACUUUUAUUAGAUAUGACUCCGUGGCCGACUAAGAGUCGGAACACUGUGAUGGUCGGGUCACUUGGAAAUGUUGUUUUUGAAACCAUUGAUGGACUUUGUUCAGUCUUUGAUAUUUGUUUGUCAUGUUACUGUUUGUCUCUUAAAUUAAUUUCAUCAGUUGAUCUGAUAAAGGUUUCUUUUAAAAAAAUAUAUCUAUAUACAUCUAUUUUAUUUUUAUUUUUUAUAGAACUUUUCCAUAGCAUGCUGCAAGUUCAAACUGACAUAUUUGCCUCAUAACCUGCCCAAAUCUGUUUUAAGCAACGAGGAAUUCUAUUGUUUAGGAAGUAGCUUUUGUUUUCCUAAUUUAAUUGAGUUUUACAUUGUGCUUUUAAUAUGCAAUAUCCACUUUUCAGUAUGCUCCUUUUGCAGUGGGUUUGAGUUUGUUUUAGGUUUGUUUUGAGGUCUUCGAAGUUUCCAUGCCAAUGACAAGGUAUUUAUGGUGAGGGGCGCCAACACUCGCAGCACUUUGAGUAGAGAGGAAGUUGUCAAACUGUAUUGUAUUGUAACUGUAAUGUAUUUCACUGUUAUGGUCAACAUAAGAUUUUGCUUUUGAAUUUAAAGGGUACUGAAUUGUUUUAUCAGUGCAAUGUUAACCAUUUAAAGAGUUUUUUUUUAUUUUAUUUUUUAUUAUUAUUAUUUGUUUACCUUUUUUAAAGCUUGUUUUGUGGAAGUUAUCUAUAGAAAAGUAUAAGACCAAUAUCUUAUAGCCACUGUCACUUUACCAAGGAGUUUUCUAUGUGUAUUGUUCCUAGGGGUUUGCCUUAAUGUAGCAGCAACACAGUGUGUUUGAUAUGCAUUCUUUCUUUGCACAGACUAUUAUUGAAAGAUGAAGAGAACUAUUUUCUUUACUGCUGACACGUUAUCAAACUGGCACAGCAGGGGAUAUUUUUUCAAUUUGUACAAGUAGGAUUUGUUUCUGUUUGUUUGAAGCAAAAACUAUGUGCUGUAAAUAGAGAAAUAACUCUCAAACAUGUGUAUUUCGUUGAACGAGAGAUACUAAU
This is a messenger RNA of Xyrauchen texanus (razorback sucker), 2603 nucleotides long. RefSeq names its product E3 ubiquitin-protein ligase MYLIP-A-like. The transcript is spliced from 7 exons. Gene Ontology annotation, cellular component: cytoskeleton. The record is from RefSeq and is a predicted model, not a curated record. Bases 117 to 1538 code for a protein of 473 amino acids. Lineage: Eukaryota; Metazoa; Chordata; Actinopteri; Cypriniformes; Catostomidae. Gene Ontology annotation, biological process: ubiquitin-dependent protein catabolic process. Gene Ontology annotation, molecular function: ubiquitin-protein transferase activity.